ACGUCGCUCGUGUUAUCUUACUUAUUUUGAUUGUAAAUUUCCUAUUUUAUCAAACACCUAGGUGUUCUUCGCUGCAAUAACGUUAAUUUCAUGGUAUGUAUAUAUGCAUGCAAUAACGACAUUUACACAGCACUUGAAUCUUGAAUGCGUGGGCCUUAAAUUGCGGAAAAGAAGCGACUGUGAGAAAAUGGUUGACUGCAUGCUCCGCUCACUUGGCUCAACGGCGCCAGCGAGGACGACUAGCCCUAACUAGAUAGUGGCCUAGUGGUGGUUCGCUGUCCCUGCUGCACCUUCUAGAAUAAAGAUGGCUUCCAGAGCGGAGUGCUGUGAUGUUAUUAGCAAAAGCUGUCGUCUGCUUUCGGUAACCGCCGCUAUUAUUGAUGCUGCUUCUGUUAUAAAGUUGCUGCUGGUGAUGCUGUGGCGGAUACUUAGCAAUUGCUGCUGCGGAAACUCAAUAGUUGAAGGGUGGAUGAGGUCGCCACCCUCGCCAAUGUUCCCCUUUCCAAUAUGAGCUCGUUGCCGAUUGGCUGGAAUGGUGUGACGUCACAAUGGCCAUAUAAGGGCGAUCCGAAAGGGCGAGCACGCACUUUGUGUGUUAGCUGAGGCAGGUCAUGUUGAGCAGCUAUAGCCAGAGUGGAUCAGAAUCUGAGUAUCGUUUAACGAACGGUUUGAUCCCGGCUAGGGUGAAGCGCCUCGGCUAUUGGCAAGCGCAACAAGAACAGUUACUAAGCACUCAUCUCAACUGCGGCGGCAAACAGAGAACGUUUUGUAGCGUGCGAGUGUGUGGUGUGAAACCUCGUCGACGAACGUACGGCCAAGACGGCCUGAGUCAAUUGUGUCACCACGUUCAGGGCUACAUCUAACCUCGUCAUAAACAACAGCAUCGUCGUGGUGGUGGUGAUGGUGCUGUGGCUGGUGGUAACUGGCUGAGAGAGAAACAAGUACUGCAGAUACUAGGACAACUUGACAGUGAACAGUUGACCAAAGCGAAACUUGUAUGUCAAUUGUUUUGCGUUUGUUGCGGCAGAACGAAAUCGAAACAACGGUUAAUAGUGCUAUUGCUUUCAGAAAGAGUUUGUUUUGCUUAUACCGUAAUCGGUGAAUUGAUUACUAUUGGGGUUCGUGCAAACGGCAGUGAAGAACGUCAGAUCGAGAGACUCUCCGUGAAACUUUCAUAGACGAAUUGGAUAAAAGGCAGGGACCCCGUCUCGAAUUUGUUGCUUGUUCAGCGACACACAUGUCGACUGCUGCUACAUCGUGCGCUGUUGUAGGGCAUUUCGUCACAAACAUUUUGGAAACUUCGACCACAACAACAUCAACACCGGGAGACGCGUCAACACGACCGCGAAGAAAAACGCCGACCAACGUAAAAUUGACUGCCCCAGCAACGGUAGAAUCACGGACAGUCGUUUUCAAUCUAGUGACAUCAACGACGGCAGCAGUGGUAGUGGUGCCUAGUGAAAAGCGUCAGUCAAAAGCUGUGCGGACUUCGCGCCUUGCCGACGCUCUAAUGCACGACAGCUGUUCGACAUUGGUCAGGUGAUUUGUUGUAGGUACCCCAUUUCCCCCGUACUACUACUACUACGACGUUCUUUGAACAUUGUCACUCAUUAAUUCCCCCGUUUAUCGGUGAAGAACAGACACGAACACGAUUGAUUGAUUGACUGAUUGAUUGACUGGCUGAAAGAUAAUAAAAAAAAACGAGCGAGUCAACAUAAAAUGGGAACGCGUGAAUUAUACCAUAAUACGUAGGCUCGUCGUACCUUUGUAUAUCUGUAGAUAUCAAUCUCUAUAUCAUCUAAGGCUGAAUUAGUCAGCCAUACAUGAAGCUCGACAUCUUCAGCAGCAACAAGAACAACGACGGCAACAUUUAUUCAAUCAACAAAGGCACCAAAAUCUACAAUAAUAUCAGCCACAUUAACAGCAGCAGCGACACGAACGGAUUAAACAACAACAAUCAGAAUCUCAUCAACGAUUCCUGCAAAAGACGGCGACUACAGUCAGCCCAGCAAGUGUAACCAUGCCUGUGCCUGUUUCGGUACCGUGUAGUAAUAAUUAUAAAAGUAACCAUAAUAAUAACGAUAAUAUGCCCACCUCUCAACAACAUUCAGCACAAUUCCUACCACCGUCUUCCGUACACUUUCGGCGUCGUGCCCGCCGGGGCAAAAAGCGAAGGUGCCACGAACCCAUGAUGUCCACCCAAUCCCAGUCGCUACCUCAAACGACGACUGCGCAUCAUCGGGGCGGUGGCGGCACUAGGAAUGGUAAUCAUCCAUUGAAGAAACGAUGCAUACAAAUUCGUCCAGCUGACGUGCCCCAAGCACCAGCCAACUUCACCCAAUUCAUUAUCGACGACCACUUCGGUUCGUGUCCUGGUUUGUACAAGAGCUUUGAGACACCGCCAGUGGGUGGGCCCGAUUCGUCCUCUGACUCAGAGGCGCCUCACUCGAGUGUCAACUACGAUAGUGAAUCGAGUGUCGAUGCGCCACUUGACUACUCAGAUAUGGUGGCCUUCUAUGAAAAGGACUUCGAGGAGGUCUACUCGGACGCGCGCGCCGCCGAGGUGAUCGAGUUGCCCCGUGAGCAGCUAGUGGCAAUGUACGGUGAUCUGGAGAAGCGGGCUGCCGAGUUAAGCAGUGAACUGAGCGUAUACUCGCCACAGCAUCUACUCGAUCUACUGCAGCAGAGAUUACUUCAAUUGCAAGAAGAGAAUCGACAGUUGCGUGCGAAAAAUCGUGCACUUCGCUACGCCCAUAGUGAGCAUAGUGAUGAUAGUCAGGGCUCGGUUGAUUCAGAAACAGACUCGUCCUCGACGUCAUCCGACUCUUCGGAGUCAUCAGAUUCUUCAGAUGAGGACGCCAGCGGAGGCGUUCAGAACGACAAUGGUGCAGCAGUAGCCUGCAGUAGAGGUAGGCGCAGCGGGCCUGAGAUCGGAGAGGGUGUCCAUGCCGUUGUGGAACAGCUGCGACAUGGCCAAGUGGCUCCGGACUGCGUCGAUGACGUCAACGAUAACGCCAUGUUCCAGCUGGAUUCGUCCAGUCGUUUCAGCGGCGGCGAUGACGGUAAUGAUGAUAAUAACUCAGUGCACGACGAGCGUGAGGAAGGCGGCAGCAGCGCCAGAAGUAGUUAUUGUCAAAGGCGUGGGCUGCAUUGUAGCUUCAACAACGACGGCUCCUCGUCCACCCUCGAUUUUCGGAGCUUCCAGGAUGCAUUGUUUAGUCAAUCGCAUUCACCAACGACCAGGAGGACGACGUCACCAUCAGGAAGCAUGGCAACAACAGCUGCAGCAACAUCAUCAAGAAGUCAAAUUGACUUUUUUGGCGAGGAUCAGAAUAGGCGAACACCAGCGGGAUUGGCAGCGUCGCGGGUUGCGCCGCAAGGUCGGCGUUACUUCUCCAACGAUGUGGACGUCAAUGCGGACGUCGACGACAAGCGUGAUGACGAUGAUGAUGGUGACGAAGCCCCUAUGCGAGUAUUUAAAGCCGGGCAACUGCUACAGGACCGGAGACAACAGCAGCACGAACAGGAGGUUCAGGUGACAUCGUCAUGCAAGACGCCUGUUUCGGACUCGUCUCCACCUUACGGUGAGAUUGAAGCGAUGGGUUAGAGAGCUACUACAGUACUACCUACAAAAACCUAUCUACUACAAAUUACUACCAAACUCUUAUGCCCCUUCUCUCUCUCUCUCUCUCUCUCUCUCUCCUUGUUAAAAAACACUAGACAUCUCCAUUAGUAGGUGGUAGGGUUAGAAGCGUUCGACCAAUCGACUAGGACAGUUCUGUGUCUGGUAGUUGUCGAAUGCGACCACCACCACUGGAAUGGAGUUCGAAGAAAAUAAAAUGGUGGUUUGAGGUGGGAGCAGAGAAAGAAAGGGAACUUCUUGAUUUGUCGCGAAAGUCGACAGAGUCUAAUGGAGCGUUGGUAUUGGCGCGAAAUUUCAGUAUAAGCAGAACAGUGGUUUUGCUAAAGCGCGAGUGACUGCGCAGGCAGGUCGGCAGACGAGGAGGUGGAAUGUGCCGGAUUAAGGUUAACGAAAAAACAUUUGCAGUGGUAAACGAAAAACGAGAAUGGAAAGGACGCGGUGUGGCGUCUCCUGGUUUUUCGUUAAUCUGCAUUUUAUCCAUCCAACUCAGUUACGGUACCAGGCGUUAAGCAUGGGGUUAUAGUCUGCGUGUAACGGGCCACGACCGUCAUGACCUACCUCCUUCCCAAUGCAGAGGUACGUACAGCUCUGCUGCAGCCGCCCGUAGUUUGGACGGUGGCUAUAUAGCCUCGCUGCCGCUCCUUCCCUUCACGACUCUCCGGCCACGUAGUAAUAACAUGUACAUAAUUCUAGUCAUUGCCGCCCGGCAACAGGGGCGCCCUCUAAGGAGGGGACGUUUCCCUCUAGUUCCAGCCGGAAAGCUGUGUUCGGCCCCGACUUGUUCGUUAGGGGCACAACUCAUCCGUACCUCUUCACACGCAACACUUCAUGAAGCAGCUGAAGGACACACACUUCGAAUCGAGAGAAAUUAUAUAACAAUAAUGGUAUAGCUAAUAGUAGUAAUAAUAUUCAUCAUCGUCAUCAUCAUCGCAAAAUUCGGACCCAAACCUGAAAAGAGAAAAAGAGAUUAACAUUAGGGAGAUUAAAUAGACUAUGGCCAUGUCCUCACCACGGUCUUCCUUGUUCCUCGUCAGAAGCGCUUAGAAACGAACGGAGCCCAAAUAUCAGCUCUCUUGAAUGAAACUGAACGUACAGAAGGGAAAAACCUACUUCAGGCUCGAUAGCGCUCGUUUCUUUAAAAGAUCGGCAAAAUAUAAAUAGAUGCGCAUUGCGCCCUUAUCGCUGUUCGUCAUAUAUUAUAUACAUAUUCAUCUAUAUAGAGCAUAUAUAGAUAUCAUUUGUUAUAAACAAACGCAAGGAACGGAACAUAAGUCAUGUUUCAUCACGUCAUAUUUCUGCUGAAUCAUAUACGCACAUACAUACACGCAAACACACAGAGACAAACCUAAAUAGACAAAGACAUCUGGGCGCACGGCCUUCUAUUAUAAACUGAAAACGUUCUAUAAUGCGUUAUAUAUAUAUAUGUAUGUAUAUGUAUAUAUAUAUAUAUAUAUAUAUAUAUAUAUA
Molecule: messenger RNA, 5110 nt
Organism: Varroa destructor (honeybee mite)
Lineage: Eukaryota; Metazoa; Arthropoda; Arachnida; Mesostigmata; Varroidae
Biological process (GO): negative regulation of cyclin-dependent protein serine/threonine kinase activity; negative regulation of transcription by RNA polymerase II
Cellular component (GO): nucleus; cytoplasm; nucleoplasm
Molecular function (GO): 7SK snRNA binding; cyclin-dependent protein serine/threonine kinase inhibitor activity
Source: RefSeq, a predicted model, not a curated record